Messenger RNA from Cordyceps fumosorosea ARSEF 2679, 2259 nucleotides. RefSeq names its product Glycoside hydrolase, superfamily. NCBI's taxonomy places the organism in Eukaryota, Fungi, Ascomycota, Sordariomycetes, Hypocreales, Cordycipitaceae. Gene Ontology annotation, biological process: ergosteryl 3-beta-D-glucoside catabolic process. Gene Ontology annotation, molecular function: steryl-beta-glucosidase activity. The record is from RefSeq and is a predicted model, not a curated record. The coding region runs from base 1 to 2259 and encodes 752 amino acids. The transcript has a single exon.
AUGGCUGCAUUCCGUUUGACCAUCGAUGACGGCCAAUUUCGAGAUAAACAAGGUCGCCAGGUAAUCCUUCGUGGCAUUAAUGUCGCUGGCGACUCCAAGCUGCCGAGCGAGCCUGAGCAACCGUCCCACGUUAGCGAGCGCUUCUUCGACGGCGACAAUGUAUCCUUCCACAACCGACCGUUCCCCAAGGACGAAGCGGCAACGCACUUUGCCCGUCUCAAGAGAUAUGGAUUCAAUACGAUUCGAUACCUGUUCACGUGGGAGGCCCUCGAGGCUGCUGGGCCCGGAAAUUACGACGAAGAAUUCAUUCAGCAAACGAUUGACGUGCUGCGCAUCGCCAAAUCGUUCGGUUUCUACAUCUUCAUGGAUCCGCAUCAGGAUGUCUGGUCAAGGUUUACAGGAGGCUCAGGCGCACCAAUGUGGACUAUCUACGCUUGUGGCCUAAACCCAGAGAGCUUCGCAGCAACCCAGGCUGCCAUCGUACACAAUACAUGGCCAGAUCCAAGCCAAUUCCCCAAGAUGAUAUGGUCUACAAAUUACUUUCGGCUCGCUACUGGGACCAUUUUCACCAUGUUUUUCGCCGGCAAAGACUUUGCGCCUAAGUGCAUCAUCGAUGGGGUGAACAUCCAGGACUACCUGCAGAAUCAUUUCAUAAACGCAUGCGCGCAUCUAGCCAGGCGCAUACAUGAGGCCGGUGACCUCGAAGACGAGGUUGUCAUGGGCUGGGAGAGUAUGAAUGAGCCUAACAAAUGCAUGAUUGGCUACCAAGACCUUACUGUCAUCCCCAAAGCUCAACAUCUGAAGAAGGGCACUUCUCCAACAAUGUGGCAGACAUUCCUAACAGGUAUGGGCCGAGCUUGCGAGAUUGACACUUGGGAUAUGGGUGGUCUGGGACCAUACAAGACAGGGACGGAAUUAGUCGACCCUGAGGGCGAAAUCGCCUGGCUGCCUGAUGAUUAUGACGACUCGAGAUACGGCUGGAAGCGAGAUCCUGGUUGGAAACUCGGAGAGUGCAUCUGGGCUCAGCACGGUGUUUGGGACCCCGUCACCGACACGCUCCUGAGAAAAGACUACUUUGCCAACAAUCCCAACAGUGGCACCAGUAUCGACUAUCCCGAAUUCACAAACACAUAUUUCAUGGAUUUUUGGCGUAAAUACAAAGCCGGGUGCAGAGCGAUCCACAAGGAUUGUAUCAUGCUGAUGCAGUAUCCGACGCUGGAGCUUCCACCAGAGAUCAAGGGUACUGCAGAUGACGACAAGCUACUUGUCUUCACGCCCCAUUACUACGACGGUAUAACAUUGAUGACGAAGCACUGGAAUAGCACUUGGAACGUGGACGUGGUUGGUGUCUUGCGUGGCAAGUACCUGCACCCGGCAUUUGCCAUCAAGAUCGGAGAGACCGCAAUUCGAAAUUGCUUAAAGGACCAGCUCGCGACACUUCGACAAGAGGGAAUCGACCGUACCGGAAGGCAUCCUUGUUUACUGACCGAGUUUGGUAUCCCUUAUGACAUGGAUGAUAAGAAGGCCUAUAAGACGGGCGACUAUAGCAGCCAAACUGCGGCACUCGAUGCCAACUACUUUGCCGCCGAGGGGUCAGGCAUGGAGGGGCACUGCCUAUGGGUCUAUAGCGCCAAGAAUGUGCAUCAAUGGGGCGAGAACUGGAACGGUGAAGACCUGUCCAUAUUCUCGCUUGAUGACCUUGUUCCGCCGGCAUCUGCCAUGCCAAAGUAUUCUGACUCAAACGUCAGUCUGCCUGAGGAGAAUAGCGUUAACCCCACAAAUCUCCGUCGUUCAAUGACAAGCCCGUCUAUCAGCUCGACACCAUCCCUCAACAAUCCUGAACUUACGAAUGCGCCCGGAUAUCGUGCUGCGGAAGCGUUCAUUCGGCCCACCGCCACCGUGAUAGCGGGCGAAGUUAUCUCCGCCGGCUUUGAUCUACGACGAUGCGCAUACGACCUAAAGCUCACGGCACCCAAGGUGACUGACGAGAAGUUUCCGACGGUGGUGUAUCUCCCCGAGUUCCAUUUUCCCCGAGACGAAUGCGAGGUUGCCGUGACGUCGGGCAAGUGGGAGAUUAGCAUCGACGAAGACGAGGGCGUGCCUCUGCAGAGACUGAAGUGGUGGCAUCCCGAAGGCGAGCAAAGCAUCACAGUAACCGGGCUAGUCCGCAAGCAUGAUAUUCUUGCUAGCACGGCAGACGAGGAUUCAUACUUGCAGCAGUGCCAGCAAGGGUAUCUCAACAGCUGCACUCUGAUGUGA